CUCAUUCACCCACUUCCUCGUCUUCCUCCAUCUCGCUCUCGCAUCAUCAUUUCUAUCAGCGUGGAUGUGAGAUUCUCAGGCCAUUGCCAUCGCCAUGGUUUUACUCAGGAUACAGAGCUAGCUAUCAGCUAACUAGUGGGCGGGCCUUAGAUAAACGUCAUAUCUACCCCCCACGCCAGGAUGGUGGACCCCUCGGCUAUUGAUAUAUAAUGGCUCAUCGGAUCAUCUCCUAUCAUGCCUUUUUUCUCUGCUUUCCUUCUCUCUUCAUAUUUUCCUCCUUGUCUUCUUCAUCCCUCACCCCGCGCCGCUCUGACAUCACGUCAUGCCCUCCGCCUUGCUGAUCGGGUCCAUCGCGCAUUCCAUCAAGGAAUGGUCCGAUCUGUCCGCCAUCCUGACCUUGAAGGAAUUUCCCUCCGGAACCCGCGAGGAUUUCCUCCGUAAUUGUCGCGACGGCCACUACGAUGAUGUCGUCGCCAUUUAUCGAUCCAAUGCCUCCAACAAGUUCACUGGUAACUUCGACGCCGAGCUGCUCGCCGCUUUGCCGCCAUCUCUCAAGUACAUCGGCCACAAUGGCGCCGGUUAUGAUAACAUUGAUAUUGCGGCAUGCACAGAGAAGGGCAUCGCCGUCUCUAGCACCCCUGUCGCUGUCAACAAUGCCACCGCCGAUGUGGCCAUCUUUCUGAUGAUUGGCGCUUUGCGACAGGCGUACAUCCCGCUCUCUUCCCUCCGCGCCGGACAAUGGCUCGGAAACUCCACCCUCGGUCGGGAUCCCCAAGGGAAGGUGCUCGGAAUUCUCGGCAUGGGAGGAAUUGGCCGCGAAAUGGCCACCCGCGCACGCGCCUUCGGCAUGAAGAUCCAAUACCACAACCGCUCUCGUCUCUCCGCCGAGCUUGAGGACGGCGCCGAAUACGUCUCAUUUGAUGAGCUGCUUGCCAACGCAGAUGUCUUAAGUUUGAAUCUGGCCCUGAAUGCGUCCACCCGCCAUAUCAUCGGAGCGAAGGAGUUUGAGAAGAUGAAGGAUGGCGUAGUGCUCGUCAACACAGCGCGAGGGGCAUUGAUCGAUGAGAAGGCGCUGGUCGCCGCGCUGGAGUCGGGCAAGGUUUUGUCCGCCGGUCUGGAUGUCUACGAGAACGAGCCCGCUAUAGAGCCCGGGCUGGUGAACAACCCUCGGGUGAUGCUGUUGCCACACAUUGGCACCAUGACAUAUGAAACACAGCGCGAGAUGGAACUGUUGGUGCUGAAUAAUAUACGCUCGGCCGUGGAAACAGGCAAGAUGAUCACGCUGGUCCCGGAACAGAAGGCGGCUUUCGGACAAUAGUCUUCGGAGAGAGAUUAUCGUUCUCUUAAUGCUAUGAUGACCAAAAGUACCAUAGAAUGUACAUGUUCUC
Messenger RNA from Aspergillus sclerotioniger CBS 115572, 1388 nucleotides. Its product is annotated as D-mandelate dehydrogenase-like dehydrogenase. Gene Ontology annotation, cellular component: cytosol. Gene Ontology annotation, molecular function: hydroxypyruvate reductase [NAD(P)H] activity; glyoxylate reductase (NADPH) activity; NAD binding. Bases 323 to 1318 code for a protein of 331 amino acids. Lineage: Eukaryota; Fungi; Ascomycota; Eurotiomycetes; Eurotiales; Aspergillaceae. The record is from RefSeq and is a predicted model, not a curated record. The transcript has 7 exons.